UCGGUGUUUUGGCAGGGGAACGGUGCGUGUGAAAGGAGCGGAGCUGAAAGAAAGUUUCACAGAGAGGCUCAGUGAAAGGCAUGUGCAGAAUGUGACGGGGUUCGAGCACCGUAGCCACACAGCUCCAGGAACAGCAGAGGUACCGUUAGAAUCGGGAGGAAAACAGUUAGAAAGAGGAAGAUGUGGUGAUGGAGGAUAGAAGGAGAAGAUAAAUCAAGAUUGAAGAAGGUGUCAGUAUCAAGACCCAGGAACGUGUACCAGGCGUAGCUGUGCGGGGGAAAAAACCCAAGCUCGAAGGCUAGUCUAAGAGGACUCCCCCCCCCCCCUUCACCCUAGGUGGUUGGUGCCACAUUACAGACGCCUGGAGAUUCUGCCGGAGCAACGCUUGAGUGAGGCCGUGCUGCAGCUGGGGAGCGAGAGGAGGACGAGAGGGGCUCUGUGGUGCUGUGGUGGGGGCUGAGGGGCUGGUGAGGGCAGCAGCCCAGACGUGGAGGUGCACCGUCGUCAGGAGGGGGAGAGGAGAGCCCAGGGGGCUGGAAGCCCAGCCGGAGCCAGGAUGGCAGAGCAGAAAGUUAGCCUCACUGCUAAGCUGAUUAAUGGGGGCGUAGCAGGACUGGUGGGCGUGACCUGUGUGUUUCCCAUCGAUCUGGCCAAGACUCGUCUACAGAACCAACAGGGAGCAACGAUCUACAACGGGAUGUUGGAUUGUUUGACGAAGACAGUUCGGACGGAAGGCUACUUUGGGAUGUACAGAGGUGCUGCGGUGAACCUGACUCUGGUCACUCCAGAGAAAGCCAUCAAACUGGCAGCCAAUGACAUCUUCAGACAGAAGCUCUCUAAAGACGGGAAGUUGCCUCUGUGGGGGGAGAUGCUGGCAGGAUGUGGGGCUGGGACCUGCCAGGUGGUUGUCACCACCCCGAUGGAGAUGCUGAAGAUCCAGUUGCAGGAUGCAGGGAGGCUGGUGGCCCAGAGGCCGGCCCCAGCGCCAGCGGCCACCCCAGGUCCAGCUCCGUCUCUGGUGGCCCCCCCGGCCCCCCAGCCCUGCCCCCCUGCCCCGCCCCGGGCCUCUGCCACCAGCAUCACCCUGGGGCUGCUGAGGACUCGAGGCCUGGCCGGCUUGUACCGCGGGGCAGGAGCCACUCUGCUGAGAGACGUACCGUUCUCUAUGAUCUACUUCCCGCUGUUCGCCAACCUGAACGCGCUGGGCCGGCGAAGGGCGGGUUUCCAGGGCGACGUGCAGGAGAAGUCACCCUUCCUACAGUCCUUCAUGGCAGGAUGCACCGCCGGGUCUGUGGCAGCUGUGGCCGUUACACCCCUGGAUGUCAUAAAGACUCGUAUUCAGACCCUGCAGAAGGGGGAGGGAGAAGAUUCUUACCGAGGCAUUGUUGACUGCACAAGGCGCAUCCUUGCUCGUGAGGGUCCCUCUGCCUUCCUGAAGGGGGCGACGUGUCGGGCGCUGGUCAUCGCUCCCCUCUUUGGGAUUGCUCAGGGCGUCUACUUCCUGGGGGUAGGAGAGAAGCUGCUAGGCAUGCUGGGAUAGCGGCGCCCGGCUCCGGUGUCUCUGUAAAGCCAACACACUGCUUCCUGCAGCAGUGGAGCGAGAGAGGGAGGAGAGACAUGGGCCUUGACUACACGAGCAGAGAGAGAGAGAGAGAGGUCUCAAUCAGUAAACCAAAGUUGGAAAAGAACAGCAGUGAGUGAGACUUGAACCAACAGUGCACACUAAUAAUGUUUCUCUAGAUUCCUGAAAGCUGUGUACAGUCUUCUAGGUAUACAUGGUCUUAUGUAUGUGUGUGUGUGACUUAUGGGGAGGUUUGUGACCCAGAUUGCUAAAUCCAGGGUUGUACUUCUGACCUGAGGAAGAGGGAAAGAGAGAGAGAGCAAGAAAGAGAGAGGUGUUUCAGUGAGUGAGAGAAUGAGGGAGAGAAUUAGAGAAAGAAGAUAGAUGAUUGGCACCUUGGGUUUGACAUCAAAAGGAAAUUGCCAAGCAAUCAUGGAAUAUCAUGUAACAUCAUGUGACUGUUUGAUUAAGACACUGUGGAUUGACGUAUGAACUGUUAUUCAUGUCAACUCUAUUGCCAUGUUUGAAAAGAAGUCCUCUAAAUUAGUUCCAAGCAAAUUGUUCACAAUUUACAAUCCAGUUUUUUUCCCUCUUCUUCUUCUUAACUAUAAUGACAACGUCUUAGCUCCUCCAUCAAGUCCAUCGCAGGCCCUGAGUUGCUUUUCCAUCCGAAAGUCUCGUGCUUAUAUCCUUGCGUGGCAUGAGGCACUGUCUGCCAGUAACUGUAGGGUCAUCUGUUAAUCUCGACGGUAAUGCUUUAAUCCUAGUCUCUGUAACAUGGCCAGGUUUUACACCCUGGGUCCCCCUUUGGGCCUUAUACCUGUCUCCUGUCAGUGUCCAGACAGGCUCUGUUUGGGAAACGAACCCCAACUCCCUCGCCUCUCUGAGGGGGUCACAGUGGCCUGAUACGAUUGGAUAAACAAGAGCAUCUAGUCAGCAUCUCUAUUUAUUCCUCAUCCGUUAUUUGUCUGAGGAAAGGGAUGAGGAAUAAUGUUUUUAGAUAAUCUGAACGAGGCGAAAACCUGUUCGGAGAUUUAACAGUAGCAAUAGCCGUAGCCGUUUUUUACGUUUCCUUGAAUGACAUGUUACGCACAAUACAUAGUAAUAAUCCUGCAAUAAAGCCUUAUAUUUGAUGAUCGAGUCUCUUGUCCUAAACAUUAACUGAAUGUGUGCGUCAAGAUAUAAAUCAUUUAAAACGUGUACUUUUUUUUGGGCGUGUCCAAUUUAUUGCAGCCUAAAUUGGUGAGAUGACAGUAUGACCUGUAUUAGAGGCAGGUUAUUUCCAACUUUCACCACUAGGUGGCAGUCAAAGUAUUUUCUACAUUUAUAAGUGUCAUUGUCGAUUGAGCUAAAAUAACUACUGCAUUUUGAGAGAAAAGAAACAUAAUGAAAAUUGAAAACGAUAUUUCUGUUUAAAAGAUGUAAAUAAAAGACUGCAAACAUC
Hypomesus transpacificus is the source of this 3005-nucleotide messenger RNA. It is a transcript of the gene slc25a18, whose product is annotated as solute carrier family 25 member 18. The coding region runs from base 557 to 1540 and encodes 327 amino acids. The record is from RefSeq and is a predicted model, not a curated record. Gene Ontology annotation, molecular function: L-glutamate transmembrane transporter activity; L-aspartate transmembrane transporter activity. Gene Ontology annotation, biological process: L-glutamate transmembrane transport; malate-aspartate shuttle; aspartate transmembrane transport. NCBI's taxonomy places the organism in Eukaryota, Metazoa, Chordata, Actinopteri, Osmeriformes, Osmeridae. The transcript has 10 exons.